Moneuplotes crassus is the source of this 2256-nucleotide messenger RNA. Lineage: Eukaryota; Ciliophora; Spirotrichea; Euplotida; Euplotidae. The record is from the annotation of a GenBank genome assembly.
UGCUUUGUGAACAAAUGGCAACACAGACUUUAACACAGAUGGUGAGGACAAGUCCCACACUGGACUCUGUAAAGGAGGAAUCCUUUGAAAAUGAACUUUCUUUUGAAUCCCGAGUUCUGAGGAAAGUUAAGAAGAGCCCUUACUGCCAUUCAGUUGUAUCAGAUGUGAAUAAUUUGGAUGAUCUGUCUCUAGAACAGAGAGAAUCAGAUUUAAGAAAGAUGAACAACUCUUUUGACACUCCUUUGGAUACUGAUAUGGACUUUGACCUCAUCCCUGAUACAGAUAUCCCCAUUAAAAAGAAAUCAAGAAGCAUUUUUGGUUGGAUGAGACGGAAAACAAGGAAGAAGCCAACUAAAAAGGCUAGAGUUCAUACUUUUCCCUGUUCUGGGAUGAAGGAGAUUAUUCUCAGGUCAAAGAAGCAUGGCAUCAUGAGCAAUUCUGAUAAGAAGGAUUUCUUCACAAGAAUUGCAAAAACUGGUUAUCUAGCUGAUGAUCUCAGACAAGAUAUGUGGAUGCUCGCUUCUGGAGCUGUUAGGAUGAAAAGAAACAAUCCUGAUUAUUACUCUGUUGAGAGUAACUCGAAGUGACCUUACAUCAAAAGAUUUGGACACCUCUCAGACAGCUGCCACUUUUGUAAAUUAAGUGAUAGGAGAAAGUCUUCGUGAAGCUCUUCACAAAUGCCUUUAUUGGAGUCAUACCCUGAAAUGCCCGAAUCAAACAAUGAUCAGAUUACGUUAGACUUGAAUCGAACAACCGUUGACCAAGAAUUUAGUACCAUUCCAGAAGAUAGCACUUAUUACAAAAUGGAGAGACUUUUGCAGUCGUACUGCAAACGUAAUCCUUAUGUAGGAUAUUGACAAGGGAUGAACUCUAUAGUAUGAAAUAUUUUCAAAUAUAUCAAAGAUGAGGAGGAUGCCUUCUGGCUCUUUACAACAUUAUUAGAAUGUGUCCUUCCUCUGGACUACUAUUCACUACUGAUCCAAGUCGUAAUAGACCAGAAAGUUUUUAUGGAUCUUGCUAAAUCCAAAUAUCAAAAACUAAUGCAGAAGAGGGAAAUCAGUGAAGAAUCAUUUAUGAUGAAAUCUUUCCAAUGGUUUAUCUGUCUUUUCACAAUUAACUGCAACUCAGAGAUAAUUCCCCUGAUUUGGGACUUUCUAAUGCUUGAAGGCCAGAUCUCUCUCUUUAAAACAGCUUUAGUGCUAGUCUACAGUGAGCUGGAGGAUAUUCAUCUAGAUGAAGAAGUUUUCCUCAAGCUGUAUCUUAAGCAGAAAGAUGUGACAGAUGAAAAAAUCUCUAAGUUAAGGAAGCUUCACAGAAAGGAUGUGAUUAAAGAACAUAGAGGAAUUCAGAAAUAUGAGCUAGACCUUGCGAAGAAUAAGAUAAACGAGUCAGUUUAUCAAAAGAAGGUCUGAAUACUGAAUAAGUUUGAAAACUUAAAUCUAGUUAUGAAGAAGUGAUGAGACCGAGGCCAGAGCUCUGUUAGAGAUAAUCUUACAAUUCCAGAAGGCUUAAAAUGAAAUCCUGAGAAUCCAGUCUGUCUUUAUGACUUUACUACUAGAGCUACUGUGAUUCAUCAUUUGGUAUACAAGGUAGACGAACCUGUGAAUAUUAUACACGAUUAUUUCGGUGAGGAUGAUUCUGAACAUUUUGAUAUACCUUUUCCCAACAAAAAGAGGGAUAAUAGAAGAGAAAGUUCGGACAAGGGUCUUCUUAUUGGCAGAAAGAUGCAUCUAUGAAGAGAGCCAGGGUUUGAAAAGUCUUUUCAAAUGCUUUUUAACAAAGAUGUGACUAAGAUGUUUGAAUCCUUGACUUUAUUCUAUCAAUAUAUCAAUGAAAAGUCAGGGAUUAUGCUUUCAAAUCAAUUUAUAAAAGAAACAAAGGAUUCUUGCACAGACAUCGAAUGCCAGAGCUUCUGUUCUGAGUUCUCAGAUUCAGUUAGGAAAUGAGAUGAUGCUCUAGAAGAUCCUUGCGAGUUUGCAUUUGAUUCACUUCUGAACCAAGGUGAUCAAUCAGAGCAUAUUCUCGAACAAUGACAGCUGGAUAGUGGAGAGAUGGCAAGUGAACGAAAAAGCUUGAGUAAAUGAAUGCAAUUUAGGUAAGUUUAUUCUUUCUUAACAUCUAGUACUCUCAAAAUGGCUGAAAAAAUUGGCGAGAUUAGGUCACUCCAGAUGGCUAAUAAAAUUCUCUCUGGGGAUGUGAACAUUCUUGACUCUUACCGCUUUGAAGAUUCAUAAUUCAUCUUUAUCAAUUGUAAUC